This is a messenger RNA of Stylonychia lemnae, 1200 nucleotides long. Lineage: Eukaryota; Ciliophora; Spirotrichea; Sporadotrichida; Oxytrichidae. The record is from the annotation of a GenBank genome assembly.
AUGAGCUGGGUCUCAACAUUCUUUAUAAUACUGCUUUCUAGAGUUAUUGACAAAGAAUAUUAAAUUCGCAUAAAAAGUACCUAUAAAAGUGCACUAAAUGAUAUGCAAUCUUAUUAAAUAAAUCUUCAAAAUUUCGAUAUUGCUUUUGGAGUAAGGUACCAACGUAUAGACAAUAGUCAAAGUAUCUAGAAUGAUUACAAAGCUAGUAAUAUCCAAGGAACUGAUUCCUUAUUCAGCAAUUAAACUGUUAUUUAAAGCAAAGCCUGUUCAUCUGAAAGGUUUUUGGGAAUGGAAAAUGAUAUUAAUUAAAUCGGUUUGACUGAAAAUAACUGGGUCUGUAUAUCAGAUUUUAAACUUUCUGUGGAGGGAUAAGACAUGAGUCUAAUCAAAAAAUCCCUAAAUUUAAAAGUUGAACUUUGCUAAAAUACCUCUUUACCAUAAACUGGAAUAGAAAAUUCACCAGCUAAAAUAGUAUUUUAAUUCAUGGUAGCAUAUGUGAACAAGGAUCAUGACGCAGACGAUUUUAAUCAUUCAGUUAAGAAAGAAAUAAACAUUUAGUUCUAUAAUCCAGUUUUCGGCUUUAACUAAAUAGCCAUACUUAACUUGUAAUCGAACGAUUUGAAUGUUAAAGACAGCCCAUUAAUGGACAUUUUUAGCAUGAAAUAAUACAAUUUCUUCAAAGUUGUAAGCCAAGGUACUUAAUAUGCUACUUGGCUUCAUGGUUAUCAAGAGCUAUUUAACCUAUAUCUUGUUUGUGAUGAUAAGGAAAUUAAUAUAGAGCAAACAGUAUAUACUGUUGUUAAUAUCUUUACAACUAUCGGUGGCUAUAACAAUUUCUUAAUUUUGUUCUAUAGAGUCUUAAGUUCUACUUAUAAGAGAUAAGCAUUCUAUUGGGAUCUAAUGUGUAAUUUGUUUUAUUUCCACAAGAAUAACAAGAAAUCUUAACAUGAAGAGGUAGAGAAGACAAAUAAAUUUAACAAGAAAAUACUUAAAAAUGAGAUUAAGAAUAGAGUCUAAGAGAUUAAAUAUAGUGGAAUAUAUAAAUCAAACUAUGAGUAUAGAAGAAGAGGAUUAAUUCUAAUCUGCUACAACAAGGAAGGAGGAAACAUUAACGAAUAUCAAAGCAAUAGAUAAAAAGAACAAAGGCUUAAAAAUAGUUAAAAGAAAUAAACCGAGAAAAUCUUCUAAAGCCUUUUCUGA